Messenger RNA from Fundulus heteroclitus (mummichog), 2285 nucleotides. It is a transcript of the gene cdk10, whose product is annotated as cyclin-dependent kinase 10. The coding region runs from base 579 to 1667 and encodes 362 amino acids. The transcript is spliced from 15 exons. The record is from RefSeq and is a predicted model, not a curated record. NCBI's taxonomy places the organism in Eukaryota, Metazoa, Chordata, Actinopteri, Cyprinodontiformes, Fundulidae. Gene Ontology annotation, biological process: protein phosphorylation; regulation of mitotic cell cycle. Gene Ontology annotation, molecular function: ATP binding; cyclin-dependent protein serine/threonine kinase activity. Gene Ontology annotation, cellular component: nucleus.
UCCCGCACUCUCACGGAGGCAGUGGCAGCGACGGGGAGCUCGGCAUGAGAGCAAACUCCACAUUCGUGCUGUAAAAGGAGCCACACGUGAAGUGAACAUCAUGUGUGGGGGCAUGUAUGAACUUUGCAGCAGCUGACUAAACCCGAUGGGGUCUGGAGCGAGUCAGAGACAAGAUUCAGUUUCAGAAAGCCCCCUCUCAUCGCAGCCCAACACUGAGUCGGAUUCAGGCAGUACCUCUUUCCGCGCGCCGGCCAUCAUCGUCACAGCUCCAUCGCGAGAAGACAUGUUUGCUGCGCCGUCCACCAUCACCAUAGCUGAUGCCAUGAAAGAGCGGAGGCCUGGGUCCACACCAUUUGUAGUGGGGAGUAAAACUGCAACCAGAGAGUAAUCCAUCAUGUACAAGCACAUGAUACGCAUCACUCAUGGAAAGGACUUAGGCGGCCUCAAACUCCGGGAAAGCUCUUUGUUGUCCUCCCAGCGGCGUCAAAACAAACCACAACGGCGCCAUGCUUGUUGAGAGUGACAUCUCCCUUCUCCUCUGAGCUGCUAAACCUUUAAAAAAAUAAAAAACUCCGAGGAUGGACGCUGCCGGAGAGGAAGAACCGGACUCUAUAAAGCUGAGAUCCGUUAAAGACCGGAAAACCUUCACGGUUCCUCAGAAUGACCGGUUUGGAAGCUGCAGAAGUGUGAGGGAGUUUGAGAAAUUCAACCGAAUAGGAGAAGGGACAUACGGGAUUGUGUAUCGAGCCCGUGACACCAAGUCCGACGAGAUUGUAGCUCUGAAGAAGGUUCGCAUGGACAACGAGAAGGACGGGAUUCCCAUCAGCAGCCUGAGAGAGAUCACACUGCUGCUGAGGCUGAGACACCCGAACAUCGUGGAGCUGAAAGAGGUGGUCGUGGGCAGCCAUCUGGAGAGUCUGUUUCUGGUGAUGAGUUACUGUGAACAGGACCUGGCCAGCCUGCUGGAAAACAUGCAGACGCCCUUCUCUGAAGCUCAGGUGAAGUGCAUCGUCCUUCAGCUGCUCAGAGGGUUGGAGUAUCUCCAUCACAGCUUCAUUAUUCACAGGGACCUGAAGGUGUCUAAUCUGCUGAUGACUGACAAAGGCUGCGUUAAGAUCGCUGAUUUUGGAUUGGCCAGGAUGUACGGCAUCCCCCAGCCGCCCAUGACCCCCAGAGUCGUCACUCUGUGGUACCGAGCUCCAGAGCUCCUCCUGGGGACCAAGACCCAAACUACAGCUCUGGACAUGUGGGCAGUGGGCUGCAUCCUGGCUGAGCUGCUGGCCCACAAACCUCUGCUUCCUGGGACCUCUGAGAUCCAGCAGGUCGACCUGAUCGUGCAGCUGCUGGGGACCCCCAACGAGAACAUCUGGCCGGGUUUCUCUCAGCUGCCCCUCAUCGGUCAGUACAGUCUGAGGAAGCAGCCGUACAACAACCUGAAGAACAAGUUCACCUGGCUGUCUGAUGCUGGACACAGACUGCUCAACCUGCUCUUCAUGUACAACCCGCAGCGCAGAGCGACGGCCAAAGAUUGUCUGGAGAGCUCCUACUUCAAAGAGAAACCCCUGCCCUGCGAGCCGGAGCUGAUGCCGACGUUCCCGCACCAUCGAAACAAGCGAGCGGCUCCUCCGGCAGAGGGCCACUCCAAGAGGAGGAAGAGCAAAGUGUGAGGAGGACGAAGAGCGCCCCCUGGUGGGGAGCUGCUGAUAGUCCUGAGAAGGGGCCACACUGUGAGACUGAGUGGACGAUAGUUUCUCAUCCUGUAGUCUUGAUUUCUAGCUGCUCCUCAAACAGCAGAGAGGUACUUUUAUCUUAAAUUACCCGUUUUUUGAAAGAUGGCGUCUCCACGGGCCUCAAAGAGAUUUCCCUCAGUGUUCAAAUCAAAUUAAAUCAGAGCCUGUUGGUUUGUUUCGAUAGCAAACACAAGAAAAUCUGAUUAAAUCUGCCUAAACUAGCCUGUCUUUUCUGAUUGUGACUGAAUGUUGUUGUUUUAUUUGACUGUAUAAAGGCCUUUGUUGUUGCUCUUUGGUGAAAACUGUCUCUGUGUUGUACGGCAGUGCUUUGAUAGGCUCAGUUUAAACUUAUGAUAUAAAGGUUUACAGGUUUGAGCGUCUAAGCUGAAUAAUAAUUCUAACCCAGAGGAAAACACCUGGAUGUGUCCUUUGUGUUGCUUCAGUGUUAAACGUCUCUGCUUCCUGUUUCAGAUGAUCUGGAUCAGAAAUGUAAAUAUUUUAUGGAGGGGGGGAAAGCCUUUAUAAUCUAAAUUAAAGACAUUUACAAAACACAAA